AUGCACAGUACCAUGUAUCAAGUUGAAUAUGCCACGGAGCAGGAUGCCACAGGGCUGGCCGAGGUCAAUACUCUGAGCUUUGCCAAUCGAUUGAUGUUUGGCGGAUUUUUCCCUGGAGCCAGUCAACCGGCCUUGCGAGACUACAAGGCCAUGUAUGUCAUGAAGCACUUCGUCAAUCCCGAGAUACACGUUCUCAAGAUCACAGAUCCCAUUGAGAAUGAGAUUGUUGGCUAUAGUCGAUGGCAUAUCCCCACCACUUUCAGGGAGCCUCAUGUGCCAAAAUUGAGUGAAAAGGCCAAGAUCGCCGCUCAAGAUCCAUUGGUGUUUGCACCUCAACCUAGGAAUGAAAAUCUGAAGACAGCAUUCCGUGUUCUCCUCGAGGGAAGACGUAGGCGACAUACCACAAAUCGAGACAUUGGUCUGUUCAUCCUUCGCCUCUCACUUUUCAGUACUAAUCCUUAUGUAGUUUUGGAACUACUAGCGACAAUGCCCUCCCAUCAAGGACGUGGAGUAGGAUCAGCCUUGCUUCGCUGGGGAACUACUCAAGCUGAUGCCUUGCAAGCUCGCAUCUACCUCGAGGCAACCCCUCAGGGCUAUCCGCUCUAUUUGAAGCAUGGUUGGAAGCCUGUGGAAAAGAUCACUCUGGACUACGGUCAAUAUGGGUCGGAAGGACAGGAGGGCUUCAUCCUUAUGAUGAGGGAUCCAAGGCCAAUUUCAGUGACUAUAUAA
Molecule: messenger RNA, 729 nt
Organism: Penicillium taxi
Lineage: Eukaryota; Fungi; Ascomycota; Eurotiomycetes; Eurotiales; Aspergillaceae
Product: GNAT family N-acetyltransferase
Exons: 1
Coding region: 1-729 (242 amino acids)
Molecular function (GO): acyltransferase activity, transferring groups other than amino-acyl groups
Source: RefSeq, a predicted model, not a curated record